Trichoderma harzianum CBS 226.95 is the source of this 2670-nucleotide messenger RNA. RefSeq names its product glycosyltransferase family 2 protein. The record is from RefSeq and is a predicted model, not a curated record. Bases 1 to 2670 code for a protein of 889 amino acids. Lineage: Eukaryota; Fungi; Ascomycota; Sordariomycetes; Hypocreales; Hypocreaceae. Gene Ontology annotation, molecular function: chitin synthase activity. Gene Ontology annotation, cellular component: cell periphery; cell septum. The transcript has 3 exons.
AUGGAUCCCCGGGGUAACCCGUACAGGACUCCGUCGCCUGGGCAUCCGCUCCAGCAAGGAUAUCAGCUUGACGAGAACCCGUACGGCCAUCAUCCUCAGAAUCCCCAGAUGCCUGAUAUUGGACGGCUAGCCAGUCCAAGUGAUCAGCUACACAUCAACCCCGCUCACCCCGCGGAUUACUCAAUAAACCCAGAGGCCCAUCACGAUGCCUAUUACAACGCGCCCUAUGAGCCACACCCGCAAGACGGCCAAGGCUAUGACCAGCACCCAUAUAGCGAUCAGCAAGGCUACGAUCAGCAGGGAUACGAACAGCAGGGCUACGAUUAUGACGACCAGCGGCCGAUGCUCUCCCACCAGAAUACCGAACAACUUCCUCUCAAUCAAUAUCAAGAUACCCGGCCAGUCACGCCGACUGGUGGUAUCAAAAGAUGGAAAACGGUAAAGCAGGUGCUCCUGUAUCGCGGCAACCUGGUGCUUGAUUGUCCAGUGCCUCCAGUUAUGUUGCGCGAAAACCCCCACGGCGAGCGUGACGAGUUUACACACAUGCGCUACUCGGCUGCAACCUGUGACCCCAAGGAUUUCUACGACGAAAACUUUACCCUGCGCCAAAAACUCUUCAGCAAACCACGCCACACUGAGCUCUUCAUUGUCGUCACCAUGUACAAUGAGGAUGACGUCUUGUUUGCGCGAACCAUGGUGGGUGUCUUCAAGAACAUCGAAUACAUGUGCAACCGUCCCAACAGCAAGACGUGGGGCAAGGACGCUUGGAAAAAGAUUGUCGUCUGCAUAGUCAGCGAUGGCCGUGCCAAGAUCAAUCCCCGAACAAGAGCCGUGUUGGCAGGUCUCGGAGUCUAUCAAGAGGGUAUCGCCAAGCAGCAGGUCAACAACAAAGACGUGACUGCCCACAUUUACGAGUACACCACACAGACACACUUGCAGCUUAACAAGGACGUUGUCUCGCUCGUCCACCGCCGACAGCCUGUUCAGCUACUUUUCUGCCUCAAGGAGAAGAACGCGAAAAAGAUCAACUCUCACAGAUGGUUCUUCCAAGCGUUUGGCCGUGUGUUGGACCCCAACAUUUGCGUCCUCAUUGACGCUGGUACGAGGCCCGGUGGUAGCUCCAUCUAUCACCUCUGGAAGGCGUUUGAUUUGGAGCCCAUGUGCGGAGGUGCCUGUGGUGAGAUCAAGGCCAUGUUGGGUACUGGUGGCAAAAACUUGAUCAACCCCCUUGUCGCGACACAGAAUUUUGAAUACAAGAUGAGCAACAUUCUAGACAAGCCCCUGGAAUCGGCUUUUGGUUUCAUUUCUGUGUUGCCUGGUGCCUUUUCAGCUUAUCGAUAUGUCGCCUUGCAGAACGACAAGAACGGCCAAGGCCCUCUCGAAAAGUAUUUCUUGGGUGAAACGCUCCACGGUGGCGGUAAAGCAGGUCUCUUCGAGUCCAACAUGUAUCUGGCCGAAGAUCGUAUUCUCUGCUUCGAGCUGGUUACCAAGCGAAACUGCCAUUGGAUCCUGCAGUACGUCAAGUCCGCCACUGGUGAGACUGAUGUGCCCGACACGGUGACGGAAUUGGUUCUCCAACGACGUCGUUGGCUCAACGGUUCCUUCUUUGCUGCUAUUUAUGCUAUUGCUCACUUCCACGACUUCUUCCGCUCCGAUCAUUCCUUUUUCCGAAAGAUGGCAUUCUUCGUUGAGUUUGUGUUCAACACCAUCAACAUGAUCUUUGCUUGGUUUGCGAUUGGCAACUUCUUCCUGGUUUUCAAGAUUCUGACGACAAGUUUGGGCUCGGAUACCCUUUUGGGCAAAACGGGUGAAAUCUUGGGCGUUGUAUUUGAAUGGCUAUAUGGCGUUAUCCUCAUCACCUGCUUUGUCUUGUCUUUGGGCAAUCGGCCGGCAGGGUCUGGUAAGCUUUAUUCGGCCAUGGUCUGGUUCUGGGCAAUUAUUAUGAUCUACUUGAUGUUUGCAGCCAUCUUCAUCGCCGUCAAGGCCAUCAUCGCGGAUCUCAACGACGGAGACGGAUUCAACAUUAGCCAGCUGUUUAAGAACCAGGUUUUCUACACGCUCAUCGUUUCCGUCAUGUCAACCUACGGUAUCUGGCUCAUUGCAUCCCUCCUCAUGUUCGACCCGUGGCACAUGGUUACUUCUUUCGUUCAGUACAUGCUUCUGACGCCAACCUUUACCAACGUUCUCAACGUCUACGCCUUUUGCAACACCCACGACGUGUCUUGGGGUACAAAGGGUGACGAUAAGGUGGAGAAGCUGCCGUCCGUCAACACCAAAGAUGGUGAGGGUAAAACGGACCUUCCCGACGAGGGUGAUUUGAACGCACAGUACCAGCGAGAAGUCGCAAUGUUCAGCGUAAAAUUCAAGGAAGAAAAGAAGGACCCCACGCCGGCACAGCUCCAGGAGAAGCAGAUGGACUACUACCGAGGUGUGCGUACUGGUGUCGUGCUCAUCUGGAUGAUUACAAACUUUGCGCUUGCUGCUGUCGUCUUGAGCUCUGCUGGUCUGGAGAGGAUCACGCCUGGUAAUUCGGAUGAUCAAGAAGCACAGCAGACGGAGCGAUCCAACAUUUACAUGGCCGUUGUUCUGUGGAGUGUUGCUGCGCUGAGUAGCUUCAAGUUCCUCGGAGCUAUGUGGUUCCUCAUUGUCAGACUCUUCAGAGGUGUCUAA